AUGAUUUCACUAACUAAGUCAUCUAAGCAGUCCGCUUCAUCAGCUGUUGCAAUGGAACGACGAAAACGUGAAAAAGAACGAAGCAAAUUAUCGAUGAAAAGGAAGUUACCAUCGGAUGCAAAAAGUCGUUUUGGCAAAGAAUUUUUCGCAAAAUUAUAUGAGUUAUUUCAAAGUGUUGAACAGGAUGCCUGUGAUCGGUUACGUCAAAUGCAUGAUGAGUUAGCCGCUUAUUACAAUGAACAUGAUUUGAAUGUUAUGUGGAUAUCGGAUGACGAAGCCGAUGAUAAGGAAGUUAAAGCACCGUUAUCGAAGAAAACUCAUCAGGAUGUUAAUAAAGGUGAUAUUCGCUCUGUAAAUAUUCCGCGGUCAAAAGUGGAAGCUAAGGAAAAACUGAAAAUGAAAUCAAACGCCAAAAAUUCAGUGGUAAAUACUUCACCAAUUCCAACAUCAUUGUUGUUUUCCCAGUUUGAAUUAAGCGAUGAUUCUGAUGACAACACUUCCCGGAAAUUAUCCGGAUCCCAAACUAAAAAUUGUAAGAUUUGUUAUACAUGUACUGGUGUAACGAGUUCUCCAAACAACAUGAUCUUGGAUUGUGAAGAAUGUGGAAAAACUGUACAUCAGAGAUGUGCUCGUCCUGAAAUUACGACUUCACAAGCCAAAGAUCCACGUUUCCUAUUUGUUUGUAAUGAUUGCAAAGACCGCGAAGACGAGAAAAUGGGGUCAAGUUCGAAGUCAAUUUCCAAUUUUAGAAAGAAUGACAAAGGAAGCAUGCCAAAGUGUUCAGAGGAAAGAAUUCAACCUCUAAAAUCAGAAAACGAUAUCUUAAUAACAUUCUCAAAUUUCGCUGCUAAGAAAGCAAAGAAAUCCGCGUCAUCAGGAAUUGCUGGUGGUUCUAAUCCGCAAGUUGGCAGUGUGACAAUGAAUAAAGUACUUCCUUCCUUUAAUGCCAAGGAUCGGAAAUAA
This is a messenger RNA of Acanthocheilonema viteae, 963 nucleotides long. NCBI's taxonomy places the organism in Eukaryota, Metazoa, Nematoda, Chromadorea, Rhabditida, Onchocercidae. The record is from the annotation of a GenBank genome assembly.